Molecule: messenger RNA, 3731 nt
Organism: Carica papaya (papaya)
Lineage: Eukaryota; Viridiplantae; Streptophyta; Magnoliopsida; Brassicales; Caricaceae
Source: RefSeq, a predicted model, not a curated record
AUGGAAGAUCAAUGCCAUCAAGAAGAACGUGUCGUAAUCUACCAUUUUCGGCUUGGAUGAUACUGUGGAAAGAAAAGCAGAGAGUCUGAUCCAAAUCCACUCUCAUCCACUUGUCGAAAAGUUCGAAACCAGCUAGUUUGUUUGUUUGAAUGUGAAUGCUCAGAGCAGAGGGAGAAAUUCUUCAAAUUCUUUCCAGAGUCCUGUCAUGGUUGAAAACAAGUCAACAACCCAGACUCUGUUCACUACACCCCCAAUCUCUCUGCAACUAAUGCCGCUACGUCUUCUUCUUCGUCUUAAAACUCCACUGUUUCCUUAGCUCCAGAGACCUCCUUCCAUGGAGAUCAAGUCCAGUACCCUUUUGUUUCUCUCGUUCUUUCUUUUCUCUCUUAAUUUCUCGACGUCUUUUACUCCCGCAGAUAUCUACCUUAUCGACUGUGGAUCAGGCACCAAUUCGUCUCUCUUCAACCGCGUUUUUCUCGGCGAUUCAACGAAACCUGGGUCGAUUUUCCUUUCGACAGAGGGAUCACUUUCGCUUACUGAUCAAAAUCCAUCUCCAGAUUCCCCGGCCUUGUACCACACAGCUCGAGUUUUCACCGGUGAGUUAAGCUACAAGUUCAGCAUCAAGAAAAACGGAACUCAUUUUGUACGUUUCCAUUUCUUGCCGUUUGUAGCUCAAAAAUUCGACUUAACAUCUGCGAAAUUUGACGUUCUAGUUAAUGGAUUUUCGGUAUUGAGCAGUUUCAAUACAGAAAUUAUGGUGCUAAAAGAAUUUAUACUGAGACUAAAUGGGGAAAUGCUUGAAAUUAAGUUUAGUCCAAUGCGUGAUUCCGGUUUUGUGUUUGUUAACGCAAUUGAAGUAUUUUCAGCUCCUAGGGACUUUAUAAUUGAUGAAGGAACUAAACUGGUUAGUGGUAAUGGGGCUCAAGAGUACAAGAAUCUUUCAGCUCAGGUUUUAGAGGCCAUUCGUAGGAUUAAUGUUGGGGGUUCUAAAUUAACCCCGUUUAAUGAUACUCUAUGGAGGACUUGGAUUCCCGAUGAGGAUUUUUUGGUUCUGAAAUCUGCUGCAAAACGUGCAGUCACCACUCAUACUCCUAAUUACCAGAGUGGUGGGGCAACUAAGGAAAUUGCACCUGAUAAUGUUUAUAUGACUGCACAGCAGAUGAACAGGGAUAAUUCAACAGUGCAGGCAAGGUUUAAUAUCACCUGGGAUUUUCCUGUUGGUGUCGGUGUUGCUCGACAUCUAGUUCGAUUGCAUUUCUGUGACAUUGUUAGCAUAUCUCUUAAUCAGCUGUACUUCAAUGUGUAUAUCAAUGAGUACUCUGCCUAUAAGGAUCUUGAUCUCUCCACACUUACCAUUCAUGUACUUUCAUCUCCGGUUUACAUAGACUUCGUGGCAGAUUCAGAUGAAAUGGGAGUUAUCAGGGUAAGUGUAGGCCCAUCUGAUCUUAGCACUUCUUUGAAAGUUAAUGCUAUUCUGAAUGGGGUGGAGAUCAUGAAGAUGGUGAAUCUUGCAGCCUCACAAACUUCUCAUGGAAAGGAAAAUGUAUGGAUAUUUGUGGGGCCAAUUGUUGGAGGGUUUGUUGUAUUAUGUCUUGUUGUACUCGCAGUUUUGCUCAUUUGCAAACGCAAGAAGAAGAAGCCGACACCAAGGCCAGCUGAAAGUAUGGGUUGGACACCUUUACGAGUAUAUGGAGGCAGUUCGUACAGUAGAAUGUCUGAAGGGACUGCCAAUACUUCUCCAGGUCCAAACGGAUAUCACAGUUUGAAAAUCCCUUUUGCUGAUAUACAGUUGGCAACUAGCAAUUUUGACAAGACUUUGAUAAUUGGUAUGGGUGGAUUUGGUAUGGUUUACAAAGGGGUGCUUCGAGACAAUACAAAGGUAGCUGUGAAGAGAGGUGUACCGGGGUCUAGGCAGGGCCUUCCAGAAUUCCAGACUGAGAUAACCGUUUUAUCCAAGAUUCGACACCGUCAUCUUGUUUCACUUGUUGGGUAUUGUGAAGAACAGUCAGAAAUGAUACUGGUUUAUGAGUACAUGGAGAAAGGGCCUCUCAAGAGCCAUUUGUAUGGGUCAAAACAUCCUCCUUUGUCGUGGAAGCAAAGGCUUGAAAUAUGCAUUGGCUCUGCAAGAGGUCUCCACUAUCUUCAUACUGGUUCAGCACAAGGAAUCAUCCAUCGUGACAUCAAAUCCACCAAUAUUUUGCUUGAUGAAAAUUAUGUGGCUAAGGUUGCUGAUUUUGGUCUUUCAAGAUCUGGUCCAUGUCUUGAUGAGACACAUGUAAGCACUGGCGUAAAAGGUAGUUUUGGAUAUCUUGAUCCUGAGUACUUUCGAAGACAGCAGCUUACAGAUAAAUCAGAUGUUUAUUCAUUUGGCGUUGUUCUUUUUGAGGUUCUUUGUGCAAGACCUGCUGUUGAUCCAUUACUUUCUAGGGAACAAGUGAAUUUAGCAGAAUGGGCAAUGCAAUGGCAGAAGAAAGGCAUGCUUGCGCAAAUUGUUGAUCCUCGUCUUGUGAGUCAGAUAAAGCCAAGCUCUUUGAAAAAAUAUGGGGAAACAGCAGAAAAAUGUUUGGCUGAUUAUGGUGUUGAUAGACCAUCAAUGGGUGAUGUGCUGUGGAAUCUGGAGCAUGCAUUGCAACUCCAAGAAUCUGAAGCAUACGAAAGCAACAAUGUAAACAUAUCUGAGCUCCCAGCAACUAGCAGCAAUGAUCCGCAAGUUCCAUCUAGCAGCAACUCAAGAAUAGAUCGAGAUGAUGGUAAAGGUAGUUCAGAUAUAACAACAAGCCAAGUUUUUUCUCAGUUAAUGACCAAUGAGGGCAGAUAGGUUUAUGCUAAUAUUGCAAUUCAUACAGUCCAUGAGCAUGGAUAGUCUGGAGAUCAUUUAUAUCUCCAAGGGUCUUUUCCAAAUUACCUUGCAGCAUCUGUUGAGAAAUUGAGGAUACAUAUAUUCUUGAAUGGUCUUGACGUGGAGUUUGAACAAGUGCGAGGAGAAAUCUUUCGCAUGAACCCAAGUUUAGAUCUUGAGCGCACAUAUACAUAUGUUCGCCGUGAAGCAAAUCGUCGAAGUCUCCUGACUGGUGACAUGACUGCUUCUGAUCCUAUUGCCAUGUUAGCUCGUCGAAACAAACCAUCUAUACACUGGUACUGCUUCACCUUCGUCAAUGAUGACAUCUCGAAGUUUUGAUAUUGGAAAUAAGCAGUCUAGCUCAUCUAUAUACUGUACUCAUUGUGGAGAUACGGGACAUACUAAAAGUCGAUGUUAAGACUUGAUUGGAUAUCCUGAAUGGUGGGACCCUUCCAAGGCUUCAAAAUGUAAAAAUAAGCUUUCAAUAGCAACAAUAUUUGUUUCCAUCACUACAGAUGAAGUAUCUCCACCUAAUGCUACAACCUUCCACACAUCCUCAGAUUCACAAGACUUAUCUCUCGUGAAUUCGAAAUGAAAGAUCUCGGACCAUUAAAGUAUUUUCUGGGAAUCGAAGUGUUAUAAUCUAAACAUGGUAUAUUCCUAUCACAACGAAAAUAUAUAGUCGAUUUACUGAAUGAAGUUGACAUGCUACCUUGCAAACCAAGUGAUACACCUGCUGCAAAAAAUAUCAAGUUAGGUACAUUUUUAGAUCAGAUUCUUGCGAAUAAAGAAUGUUAUCAAAGGCUGGUAGGAUGGUUGAUGUAUCUUUCAGAUACUAGAUCUAAUUUGGCAUACUCUUUUAGUGUUGUAAGUCAAUUUAUGCACUCUCCAA